Messenger RNA from Nematostella vectensis (starlet sea anemone), 1675 nucleotides. Its product is annotated as mitochondrial import inner membrane translocase subunit TIM14. The record is from RefSeq and is a predicted model, not a curated record. Gene Ontology annotation, cellular component: PAM complex, Tim23 associated import motor. The transcript is spliced from 6 exons. Lineage: Eukaryota; Metazoa; Cnidaria; Anthozoa; Actiniaria; Edwardsiidae. Gene Ontology annotation, biological process: protein import into mitochondrial matrix. Bases 46 to 384 code for a protein of 112 amino acids. Gene Ontology annotation, molecular function: ATPase activator activity.
ACAUGGGUAACAUGUUACGUCACUCGGUCAGAAACAAAGAUCAAAAUGACAAGUUUGAUCAUAGCUGGUCUUGGUGUCGCCGGGGCUGCGAUUGCAGGUCGCUUCGCCGUGCAAGCUUUCAAAAAAGUCAACUUAAAUGCUAUCCCCAAGGUCAUUCCGAAAAUCCCACAAUUUUCACAUUACUACAGAGGAGGUUUUGAACCUAAAAUGACUAAAAGAGAAGCUGCUUUAAUACUUGGGAUAAGCCCAGCUUCACAAAAAAAUAAGGUUCGGGAAGCUCACAGAAGAAUCAUGCUAAUCAAUCACCCAGACAGAGGUGGUUCGCCAUACAUUGCUGCAAAGAUCAAUGAAGCAAAAGAUUUACUAGAUGAAGCAUCCAAGUAAAGAAAUCUCUGCAAAUGAGGCUUUUAAAACACAUGACUGUAUAUUGGCUUUUGAUUUCCAAGCGAGAGUCAGGCAUACGAUGGUGGUCCCAUGGUGGGUACAUGGCAUGGGAUAUAUACAAUAUGAUUUGGAAUUGGUAGUGUGGUAUAGGUUACCUCAUUGACACUUAAUAUAAUUAUGUGCAUUGACCUCAUUGAGUACCAGGAAAGCACAACAAAGGAUAUCAAGCAUAAUUUAUUAAAAGAAAGCUAGAAAAUGAACAUUUGUCAAUCAUGCAAGCAAACCCCUCACUCUUUUAGGUGGCUUACUGCUGUUUUGUAUCACUACGUGGCCCAAAAAGAUGAAGUCUCAACAUUCAAAAUGCAAAUUCUCUCUUUCAAAUGUGUUCACUUGUAGCUGGCUAAUUUUUAAACUUGAGAAAUGGACCAGUUUGGUGUCUUAAAUUUGUCUCAUUUAUUUAACGUUUGCUAGCAUGGAAAUAUCUGAUAUUUUUAGAUAUCUAAGACAGCUUGAGUGUUUCCAUUAGAUAGAAAAGCACUGCUUGCAAACAAUCAAUAAGUUUUGACAGCAUUUUUAACACAGACACGUGAAUGAUGGUGGAGGUACCGUAAUAUUUGAAGUUUGGACUGUAUUUUGUAUUGCCAGUUGUCCAAUUGUACAAUAUGGAUUUGGUUUUGAACUGGUACAGAACAGAACUGAACAGACAACUUGUACCAGUCCAAAAACCAUAGUAUAGCUGUUCAAAUCCAUUUUUUACCAAGAUAGACAAAUUGAAAUAAAACAUGCAUGACAUAAAAGGAUUCAACUACUGAAACAGGAUAUUUUUAAACAUAAUAGAGUGGUUUUCAAAAUCAAGUGCAACAAAAUAUUAUUGUUAAAGUGUAUAUAUAGUCAAGCCAGAACAAAAAAGAAAAAAAAUAUAACAGUGUAUUAGUACUAAAAAACUAAAUAUAUUUCACUGGUUUUUGAAACCACUAUGUUUUUGUCAGCAUAAAGCAUAGAGGUAUAGUAUACAGUAGUUUACAGAUGCAUACCAAGCAUUGGCUGAUGGGUGGACAGUCAUAGGUAUCACAUGGAAAAUGCAUCGUAUAUGAAGAUUCCUUAAUAAGAAAUGACCCACUUCUUGGCCUUCAAGGGGGUACAUGCACACCCCCUGUGUACGUGCCUGGUUUAUGGCAUUAAAACUUAUGAGCCUUAUUCCUAGUGUCAAAAACUGAAAAAAAAAUAUAAGAAUUUGAAUAAAGAUCAAUUCCUUUUGAAAGAAAACAAAAAUAUUAAAGGAUAAAAUGUU